AUGCCAAAGGAUAUAAACUGGAUGCAGUUACAUGAUGAUCUCGAACGGUUUGAACGAAGAAUAAGGUUGGCAGUAUAUUACCACCAGAAGAACAACCCUGAGAAUGAACCCAACAAAAGGGAAAACCUAAUAUUCCCUUUGGUACCAUCUACUAAGAACUGGACUUCACCCAAAUCGAACAAUCCAGCAAUCGAAUUAUUCCUGACCAACGUUAGAAAAGAAGCCCUGAACCCUGGUAAUAUUAGAAAAGCGAGAGACAAUUUAACUAAAGAAGAAAGGAUAGCUAUUAAAAAUUUAAAAUGCAACUCUAACAAUAUCAUUAGGAUUCAAGAUAAGGGUUCUAGGUUUGUGCUAAUUGAUAAAGAAGAGUAUAAUGGGAAAAUGUUAGAGCAAUUUUAGUGAUCCACUCCACUAUUUGAGUACUUCAGAUAAUCGUACCAAAUUACACUGAUUUAGAUAGAGUUAAAGAGUGGAGUGAUAAAUGGCUAGUUCAGCAGCAAAUUACAAGUAAGAUAGCUAACUGGGUUGUUAAUUUGGAACCCAAAGCUGGAGAAGCAUUUGGGAAUGUUAAAACACAAAAAAACAACCCUCUUAGACUUAUCACAUCUUGCUGCGGGACUGCCAUAGAAAGGCUAUCGGAAUUAACAGAAUUCUACCUUAAACCAUUAGCCAAGAAACUACCUGCUUUUAUUAAGGACACGACGCAUUUAAUCAAUGAGAUAGAUAAGCUAAAUGAGAAGGGUCCUUUGCCACCUGACACGUUACUAGUAUCAUGGGAUGUCGUAGUCAUGUUCUCCAACAUCGAUAACAAUUUAGGUAUAACUGCAGUCAAGAAAGCGUUAGAUUCGAGAGAAAUAAAUUUCCCUCAACUAAAUGUAUUGUUGAAGCAGUUGAAAUUUGCUUAA
Molecule: messenger RNA, 905 nt
Organism: Paramuricea clavata
Lineage: Eukaryota; Metazoa; Cnidaria; Anthozoa; Malacalcyonacea; Plexauridae
Source: the annotation of a GenBank genome assembly